This is a messenger RNA of Sceloporus undulatus (fence lizard), 5005 nucleotides long. RefSeq names its product TGFB induced factor homeobox 2 (gene TGIF2). Gene Ontology annotation, molecular function: RNA polymerase II cis-regulatory region sequence-specific DNA binding; DNA-binding transcription factor activity, RNA polymerase II-specific. The record is from RefSeq and is a predicted model, not a curated record. Bases 917 to 1762 code for a protein of 281 amino acids. Lineage: Eukaryota; Metazoa; Chordata; Lepidosauria; Squamata; Phrynosomatidae. The transcript has 3 exons. Gene Ontology annotation, biological process: regulation of transcription by RNA polymerase II.
GAACCCCCUCCCACCCCCCAAGAAAGAUCUGGGUGUAUGGGUGCCUUUUCCUUCUUCCCCAUCCAGGAGGAAAAGUCUGGGUGCCUUUUAAUCUGUUGCUUUUCUGACUAAGUAGCAAACUUCUUGACCUGUGGCUGGCUUUCCUCCCUGGGACUCAGAACCAGGGAAGGGAAACAUGUCAUCUUAGGAAGCAAAAAUGUAACCUUUAAAAAACCACCCCACUCCUUUCUCUGCCUUUCCUCUCCGGGUCUUUCUUUUCCGCCUCACCCGGGGCUGGCUCGCUUUCUUUUUCCAGGCCAUGCUCUCUUUGUGUAGGAAUGGCCUCCGCCUUUUGCCGCUUGUUGCUGGGUUUUUUUAAAACUCCCUCUCGCUCCUUUCUGAGGCUUUUUAUUCCUUUUUUGGGGUGCUGGUGGGCCUUGUUUUGUUUCCUUUCACCUACCCCCCCUUUUUGGGGGUGCAAGGGGGGAAUGGGCAGUUUGGAGAAAACAUUCACCCCUAUAAACCCAAAACCCAGCAGCAACGUGUACUUCUUCUAACUCUUCCUUUGCAUUGUUUCCUCUCUCUCUCUCUCUCUCUGGAGUUGUUGGUGUUUUUGUGUCCCUGGCUGGAUUGUGGUGUUCCCCUCAUGUGCAGCUGGCGGUUUGGGUAAGCGGAGGAAGCGGCAACAACAACAACAGCAGCAGCAACAAAAAGGGAUAAAGAAAGCAAGCCCCUCCUCCAUCCCUCAUGAGUUACAGACUUGAAACAGAAGAGAAAGAAGAGAAUCCCUCCUUCCCUCCCUCCCUCCUUCCCUCCUGGAGCCUUGUGUUGCCUUGCAAGAGUAGGAAGAGUAGGAAGGGGGAUCCAUUUGCUUUCCUUGAAAAUUAGGCACAAAGUCUUGCCAUUUUCUCUGGGAAGGAGGCGAGUUGGCAUUUCCAUGGACUUGAAUUUGCCUGGCUUGAAUCAGGAAAAGUCUGCCAACAACUCUACCAUGUCAGAUAGUGACUUUGGAGAAGAUGAUGGGAACCUAUGUCAGGAUCCAUUGCAGUCUGGGAAGAGGAAACGAAGGGGCAAUCUUCCAAAGGAGUCAGUGAAGAUUCUCCGGGAGUGGCUGUAUGAACACAGGUUCAAUGCUUAUCCCUCUGAGCAAGAGAAGCUAAGCCUUUCUGGACAAACAAGCCUCUCAGUUCUUCAAAUCUGUAAUUGGUUCAUUAAUGCCAGGCGCAGGCUUCUACCUGACAUGCUGCUAAAGGAUGGCAAGGACCCAAACCAAUUCACCAUUUCUCGCCGAGGCACCAAAGCUGGUGACAUAGCGCUGUCCCGUGGAGCUGCCACUGGGUCUGGACUCUUGAUGGUACCACCUCCUACCACUGCUGCUGCCUCCAAGGUGCUCUCCAUGUCGGUCUGUCCCCCAAUGAUCUGCCAUGCCAGGCAACCUGUGGCAGGUAACUUGAGCAGGGUCACAAGUGAGAAGGAGCAUCGGCCCACCUUCCAGCAGGUGGAGCUGGAAUCUCACCCCAAACAACCACUGCUGAGCGCGACAGGGAGCACUCUGGCUCUUCUGGCCAGGGCAGAUGCUGCCAGCCCCACAAGUGGACUUUUUAACACUCCACCUCCCACACCUCCUGAGCUCUUUGGAGAGGACUUCAGCAGUUUUCAGUUGCUCGUGGAAGUAGCCCUGCAAAGGGCUGCAGAGCUUGACUCGCAGAAGCUGAAUGGGCAACUACCUCCUUCACUGCAGAGAGAAGGUCCCACUCCAACUCUUUCCAGAAAAGCCAAGUAGCUUUGUUUUCCUCUUGGAGCCUUUGUUUCCUCUUGGAGACACGCCUUUCUUUUCUUACUUUCCAAGGUCUGUUUUCUGUUGGCCUCUGUGGAUAAUGGGGAUCUCUCCUGACCAACUGUUAACAUUGCAAUACGGCUUUUUUUUCACUGGGAACAGGACAAAUUGAUGCCUUUGUAGUUUUCAUUUGGCUCUGUGCUGCUCAUCUCUCAGAAAUGAGCCACCAGACUUCCAUUUAAAAAAAGAAAAUGCAUCUCCCCAUUGAAACCACAUUGUCCUUUGGGUAAGCAUCAUCCUUUGAUCUGGCCUCACAAAGGAUGUUGUUUACCCUGAGGUGCCUGAAUUGGUACAUGAGAAGGCACUGCUCUUGACAGGCCCUAAAGGUCUAAUGUGCUCUGAGAGAACAUUGUUGCUGGUUGACGUCUUUAUUACUGUAACUAUAUUUGUUGUGGCAGAAUUGAGUUGAAGUUUUCUUCUCCUCCGCCCCUCCCUCCUACAAUUUUCAAAGCCUGCUGACUGUAAAUGGAAGAGAAACAGGAAAAGGGUCCAAAAUAUAAUGGAAGAGGAUGAUCAAAGACAAGUACUGGUUUUUCUUCUCUUUUUGAGUAAUCCAAGAAAUAGAGGGGACAUAAUUUCACCCCUCUUAGAACUUUCUUAUGUGUAUCAUUUUGUGGAAGGGGAAUUCAUGGUUUGUGUGCCUGGGUGUGUGCGCGCCGCGUGUGUGUUAAGUUUUAGUUGUCCUUUUUCUCCCCCCCCCCCUUUUUUUUUUUACUAUAGCCUUUCGUAACAUACUUUUGGUCAAGUGUGAAUCAGUGGCUGGUCCUUGGCUCACAUCUACUGAAAAUCCCCUGUAUCAAACAGAUUAACUGGAAAUGUUAUCUUUCUGGCAUUCUUUUUUCCCUGGAGGAGGUGAGUGGGGCAGUUCACCACCACCAUUCUGCAGAUACUGGUGCCAGUAAAAAAACAAGACAAAGCAUAAAAACCUAUGGUGCUGUUGCGCAAUUUAUUACUGUUAUUUUCUGUACUGGUGUAAAUUUUUGCCUGGUUUUGGUGACUUUACCUAUUCUUCCGCCUACCUUUCCUUGUAUUUUUCCUUGAAAUUCUGAUCAGAAACCAGGGAGAGGACUUGGGCUGGUAGAAUGUUAACCAAAAUCAGCAAGGGGGCAUUUUGGAGGCGGUGGUGGGUAUAAGAAACUAAACAAAGGAGUCUUGACUGUGAAGUUGCUUUAAACAACCAUUUAUUUUUUAUUAGAAUAUUGUUGAUUGUGAAUGCUAAAUCCCUGUGUCUCUGAAAAUCUUGGAGUGGCUGUAAGGAUGCGCUGACAAAACUACCUAUACAAACAGGCAUCUUGACUUUGUGUGUGUGUCCAUAUACAUCCUUGCAUUCAUCAUGCUGAAUGUAGUUACUCCAUUGCUGAUGGAGCAAGGGUGCCCUCUCGUGGCCAGAAAGGAAAGUCAAACAGAGCAGGGACUUCUGUGAUGAACUGCAACCUCUCCUGUGAGCUACAGGCACAUGAGAUCUUGAUAGCCAUGUGUCUGUAGCUUUAAUUGAAUUUUUUAGACUCAGCAGUAUCCUGUCUUAGAAUAUGGGUAUAUGCCUUGGAUUUAGGUGGAGAAAAGCUGUUUUUUUGGGGGGGGGGGGGGGGGUUGCAUCUUGAUCAGUGAGGAUGUGCAUCUUUCAUUGAGUCACUUCCACCUCCUUUUUACCCUGAGACCAGGAACUUGUGAAACAUGGAGUAUGAUGAACAUCCAUCUGUUUUUUUGUAAUAGUGCUAUUUCACUGUAAAUGUAAGUUAAAUAGUGAUAUAUUAUAUACACCUAUAUAUCUAUUUUGAGAAAACACUAAUUUUAGAGGGUGUUAGCCUAAUUAUUAUGUUGCAUGAAUAGUAAAGAUAAAAGGCCAGCAGAAUGCAACUUUUCAGACUUGUUUGGAUCAGGAGUACAAACCUGAUAGUGGAAGAGCCUUCAUGAGGACAGCAAGCAGUAUGUGCAUAUAUGCAUGUGUGUGUUGGAGAACUGGAACUGGAAGGAUGGGACUGAUUACUGGAAUGGGAACCUCUAACCCUUCAGAUAUUUGUUCCCAUCAUGCUUCACCAUUUGCCAAGGCAAAUGGGAGUUGGGAGUUAAACAAUACCUGGCGGACCACAGGCUGCCUAACCCCUGACCCACUACUUCAACUAUCUAUUUUGAGUGCCUUCUCCCCCACCUCCCAUAAAUUUUGGACUUGACCUGUAACUGCUGCCCAAUGAACAGUUCAUUCACCUCCCUAUGUCUCCCCCCGCCCCCCAGUAGCCACUCCCAUACUUCUAAUCGGAUGUAGUUUGCUGUACCUAGAGAACUGCCCCUUCACAUUAAAUCAAAUGCCUUUUUACGAAAAAUCACCAAAUGGUGCUUGUUUCUUCUUUAGAAAUGCUACCCUGCUGCCUUGGAAAGUAUCCUUAGUUUAUUGUUAAAAUGUGGGUAAAUUUGAUUUCCUUGUGUUUAAACGCUGUGUCUCCAGUUGUUCCCAUCAUUGGUUUAUGGGAGGUGAAAUUAAGUCUCCUUCUUGAACUUGUUUCAACUCUCUGCCUCCGAUUUCUAGAAUGUGUAGGCAAGGCAUCAGCCCUACUCAGUCAUUUUUUUAAGUCGAUACAAUAAAAUAUGUGAGGGUGGAGCAUAGUAACCCUGCCUUCCUCUGUCAUAGUGCUGUGACUUUAGCAGACUCCAAAUCAGAUGGAGAGCCUUUGAUAAUAAAGAGGCCCCUCUUUGAAAAUUGCGAUGGGCUGAGAAGAUUAGUGUGCUCCUUGUCAGUUAUUUACUGUACCUGCUUAGAGAAAGCCUGAAUAGGACUUUUAGCCUGCUAGUUUCUGGUUAUCUGGAAUUUCCACUGAAAUUGGUGGGACCUUCCUAAGCAGCAGCAAAUGCCCAUGUCUAGAUAUAGACUCAGUUUUUGCCUUUGUUUUUGACUACUUCCUCCUCACAUUAAGCCCCUACUGAAUACAGUGGGACACAAAGGGAUAGCACCUCCACUGACAAGCAAAUCUGAAAUUGUGCACAAUAAAAGAAAGUUCCAGUUCUCACAAUACCCUGCUCUUUCUGGUGUGUGCGGGGGGCAGACUGCUGUAACAUGUUUGUCCUAAUGAUGGGGAAUUCUUGUUUUAGAUGGGAAAUAUAAAAAAAAUUGUUUUGCCUGAAGUUUAUGAAGCAAAAACUACUGUAAAUAACUUUUUGGAAUUUUUUAAUCAAUAAAGGUUUUUUUUAAAAAUA